Naegleria fowleri is the source of this 291-nucleotide messenger RNA. RefSeq lists its product as uncharacterized. The record is from RefSeq and is a predicted model, not a curated record. Bases 1 to 291 code for a protein of 96 amino acids. Lineage: Eukaryota; Heterolobosea; Eutetramitea; Acrasida; Naegleriidae. The transcript has a single exon.
AUGGAAAUUUUUAACGGCUAUUUAUUGGGUGAUAGCAAAGAAUUACAAUCUCAAAUGAAUGACAAUAUGGAAGAUGAAAAUGAUACUCUAUUAGAAGAAACCAUUUCUAAAUUAGAUGGAUCAAAACUUGAAGAAUAUUUAACCAAACAAUACAAGAUUAGAGAACUUAUACCGUCACAAGAACUUGCUGUGGUAUCUGAGCUUUAUGAUUAUUUGUAUAACAUGCAACAAUUUUAUCAAAUAUGUAUUGAUGACCAAUAUUCUGUGUUUGAGAAAAUGAGUUUAAUGUAA